Molecule: messenger RNA, 3516 nt
Organism: Penicillium mononematosum
Lineage: Eukaryota; Fungi; Ascomycota; Eurotiomycetes; Eurotiales; Aspergillaceae
Exons: 4
Coding region: 1-3516 (1171 amino acids)
Biological process (GO): autophagy; endosomal vesicle fusion; vesicle-mediated transport
Cellular component (GO): fungal-type vacuole membrane; cytoplasm
Source: RefSeq, a predicted model, not a curated record
AUGGCUUCAGACGAUGGAAUUGGUCCUCGCAAGAGGCGCAAGGUCAGUCCGCCAGGGACUGUACCUUAUUUGUUACAUUCCCUGUUCGAGGACGUGCCGUUAGCGACCGAGCAUAGCUCCGACGUCUACAUCACCUGUGUUGAAUACUGGAAUGAAAAUCUAUAUAUUGGUACCUCUGCAGCCGAGAUUUUGCAUUUCGUAUGCCUCCCGCCAGCAUCCCCGGACGAAGCCGCCGAGCCUACCUUCAUAUUGGCAUCCCGAUUACCGAUCCUGUUCGCCCAGAGUCCCCCACCGGGCAGUGAUCAAGAAGGUGUUCGACAAAUAGUUGUCUUAUCCUCAGUGAACAAGGCAUGUGUCCUCUGCAAUGGCACUGUUACAUUCUACAUGCUGCCGGAGCUCAGUCCGGCUUUUGGAGCCACAAAGGUCAAUAACUGCCGCUGGAUCGGUGGGUUGGACCUCAACUGGGAUGCAGAGGAAGGCGAGGACCCGACUGUCAUGAUUGCUGUGCAGAACAGGAUCAUGCUGGUCCAGAUUGGGGAUGAGGCGCGACGGAUCAAGAAGAUCGAGUUUCCUGGUUGCUUAACUGCAGCGCGACGAGGAACGAUCGCGUGUGCUGCGGAUUCUCAUUCGUACUCAUUACUUGAAGUGGCACACCAGCAAAAGAUUCCGCUUUUCCCAAUAUCCUCUUCGAAUGAGGUCUUUGAGUCCGGGCAUGUGGAAGAUAUGAACCCAGCACCGCAAACUCCGCUCAAACGCUCACCCUCUUCCUCUCUACCCUACCUCCCCACCGACUUGAAGCCCUUACCACCUUUACCUCCGCCAACAAAGCAAGGCUCGAAGCGUCUUCAGCCCCAUGUGGUGUCCCCAACACCUUCUGAAUUUUUACUUGUGACCGGAACCGAGGAAACAGAACCGGGCGUUGGGAUGUUUGUCGACAUGGACGGCGAGGUCGUUCGGGGAACAAUCAACUUCCACAGAUUCCCAAAGUCGGUUGUGGUUGAUACAAAUGAGGAUGAUGAAAUGCUCCAGACUAGUGGGGGCGCCAAAGAGGAGUUUGUUCUCGCUGUAAUCGAAGACGAAGACGCUGGGAAGGUUCGAACCAGACUCGAAAUCCAACGCUGGGACGAUGACCCAGGCGAGACUGAGCGAACCAAGAGCUGGAUAGAGAUACCAUCUCCUGGAGAGCCACGACCUACUCAAGUUGGCCUCCGACAUACCCUCAGCGCUAGCCAUCUUGAGCUCAAUAAAAUCGGGCAGCUCUUGCGGAUGGUCCGCUUUAAAAGCCUCACGCUGCCCGCGCAUGUGUCAAUAGCAGAUUCAAGAACCCAGGCAUCUAUCGAACACUCGCAAAAGGAGAAAGAACUGUUCGAUUCGCAGGAACUGACCGACUCCGAGGGAUCGAAGAAGAGUGAUGGUUCAGCAAACCAGGGCUGGGAGGCUCAACGGAAUAAAGAAGAAGCAAAAUUUGCACAUGGAUUGGGCAAGGUCCAAAGCAACCUUGUCGUGUGGUCAGGAUCUCACAUAUGGCGCGUACUGCAGAAUCCAUUGAUAGUCCAGCUGGAUGACACCUUGCAGAAGGCCCAGGAGACCGAAGAGAGCGAGAACAUUGUGUUGCGGAGGGAUGCCGUUCUGGACUUGUUGCUCUCCGUACAGGACACCGAGCCAAAGACCGAGGCCGAAUUCAUCGGAUUGAGCUACGUGAAGCAAAAGGCCAGCCUCAUGCUUUAUGGAGAUCUUCUCUCCAUGCAGCCAGAUGACCGCAAUGCCACGGCAAUCGAUGGCACCGAGAAAGCGCUACUGGCAGGUAACCUCGACCCGCGUUUGGCAUUGCUAUUCAUUCCUCUUUUGCGAUGUGAGGUUUUGCAGGGGCCUCAGGGUAUAUGGACACAUGCUGGGUUGGCAAGCAUGGCGGAAAAAUACAUUGAACAGGUCGGAAAGAUAGGUGUCGAAUCCUCGGGAUUGGAUGCUGCUCGCAGUCCUGUUCUCAACAUGGUAAAAAGGUUCCUUCUCUCCUGGCAGCAGAAGCGGGGAUAUGGUAGUAUCACCGAUGAGACAUAUGUUUUGGAUAGCACAGAUGCCGCGCUUUUGCACCUGACCUUGGAACAAGAUGCCUAUCUGACGCAGGAUCAGCGGGCAGCGUCGCCAAUUCGCCCUGAGUUGAAUAGGCUGGUUGAUAAUUGGAAAGGCAAUUUCGACCGAGCAGUGAUGCUCCUGGAAACAUACAAGCGGCUCUAUGUACUAAGCCGUUUGUAUCAAAGCCAAAAGAUGUCUCGAAAUGUCCUCAAGACCUGGCGACGAAUCGUCGACGGGGAGACUGACGCUGGCGGAGAGGUCUCCGCGAAUGGCGUGGAGACGCAGAUGCGCAGGUACUUGGUCAAGAUCAAGGAUGUGCAGCUGGUUGAAGAGUAUGGCUCUUGGCUGGCUGGGCGAAACCCCAAUCUGGGCAUCCAGGUAUUCGCAGACAAUGCCAGCCGUGUUCGACUGGAACCGGCGGAUGUUGUUGCUUUGCUGAAGGAGCGAGCUCCGAACGCGGUCCAGGUCUACCUAGAGCACCUGGUAUUUGCUAAGAAUUACACGCAAUAUGCCGACGACCUGAUCUCGUACUACUUAGACACGGUACUUUCCGUGCUCGAGUCAUCCCCCGAAGCACGAGCUUCUUUGGCCGACUCCUACUCAACCUAUCGAGCCCUGCGUGCCCCUAAAGCGACAUACCUGAACUUCAUAAUCGAGAACACUCCCGUAGAGCCCUGGUGGCAAUCCCGACUCCGAUUACUUCAGCUGCUGGGUGGAAUAUCCAGCUCCCAAUUCACCUCGCAACCCCUCCCAACAGGAAUCAGUUACUCAAUCCCCAACGUCCUCACUCGCAUCGAGCCAUUCCAGAACGAACUAGUCUCAGAAUGCAUUAUCCUCGAUGGCCUACAGGGCCACCACGGCCCGGCCCUCCGUCUCCUCACACACGGGCUAGGCGACUACGACUCCGCAAUCCGGUACUGUCUCUUCGGCGGUCCGCGUAGCUCUUCUUCCUCUUCAACAGGCACCCCACCAGAACUAGCGGACUACAACCUACAGUCACAACUCUUCCGCCACCUGCUCGACGAGUUCUUGCACAUCGAGGACCUGUCAGACCGCAUCGAGCGUACAAGCGAUCUCCUCGCGCGAUUCGCAGCAUGGUUCGAUGUCCGUGAGGUCCUAGAUCUUGUUCCGGAGGACUGGAGCGUUGACAUCCUUGGCGGCUUCUUCGUGCACGUUUUCCGCACACUUGUGUCGCAGACUCGCGAGACCCGCAUCGAGCGUGCCCUUAGCGCGGGUCUCAAUCUGCGCAUUGGUGCCGAGUAUAUCGAUGGCAUGGAGAAGGUUGGUCCCUGGGUUGAGGAGGCAGAGGGUGUAAGAAGGCUGAAGGAUGCACAGCCACGGCAGGUUUCCUUGGCAACUAAUGACCCUGGCGAUGGUGCUUCUGAUGACUCCGCCGAGUUUGGAGAUACAGUGGGGCCAACAUCUGGGGAAGUGGGCCAGUAG